Effrenium voratum is the source of this 1437-nucleotide messenger RNA. The record is from the annotation of a GenBank genome assembly. NCBI's taxonomy places the organism in Eukaryota, Dinophyceae, Suessiales, Symbiodiniaceae.
CCGUGCGCAUUGUGCUUCCUUCGUGCUAGAGAAUUCCUUGCAGCGCCGCGGAUGAUUUCCCAGUUUUAUAUCCUCUCCUUGCGUGGUGACACCAUCAUCACCCGCGACUUCCGCGGCGAUGUGGUCAAAGGCACCGCCGAGAUUUUCUUCCGGAAGGUGAAGUUUUGGCACGGCGAUGCGCCACCUAUCUUCAACCUGGAAGGGGUUACCUAUGUCUUCAUCAAGAAAAACGGGCUGUACUUUGUGGCGACCACUUGUCACAACAUCUCGCCCGCAGCGGUUGUGGAGCUGCUCACCAAGAUGUCCAAGGUGUUCAAAGAUUUCUGCGGCGUUCUCAAUGAGGAGAGCAUAAGGAAGAAUUUUGUGCUGGUGUAUGAGCUGUUGGACGAGAUGGUGGACUACGGAUAUCCACAGACGACCAACACCGAACACCUCAAGUCCUGCAUUCACAACGAAGCUGUGGUCAUCGAGGCGCCAAAGACUGGCCUCAACUUACCACAGUGGAACCCCCGGACAGUUCCCAGCAAUGCCGUGCACCGGCCAGUUGGGCCCAUGCAGAAUGACUCCAAGAGUAAGAAGAACGAGAUCUUUGUCGACAUUUUGGAGCGCAUCUCCGUCCUGAUGAGUUCCAAUGGCUUCGUCAUCAAUAGUGCCAUCGAUGGGAGCAUCCAGAUGAAGUCUUACCUCAUGGGCAACCCAGAGCUUAAGUUGGCACUCAAUGAGGACAUCAUGGUGAAGAACAUGGACCUCGGUGGCAGCCACGGAGGCUAUGGCUCGGUGAUCCUCGACGACUGCAACUUUCACGAGUGCGUCGACCUACAGGACUUUUCUGAUCUCAGAACUUUGUCCUUCUACCCGCCAGAUGGCGAGUUUGCGGUCAUGAAUUAUCGCAUCACCGGUGACUUCAGGGUGCCUUUCAGGAUAUUUCCCUUUGCAGAGCUCCAGGCGCCCUAUAAGAUUGAGGUCACCAUCAAGGUCAGAGCUGAUAUUCCAGAGCAAAAUUAUGGUGGCAAUGUCCAGAUCUCUUGCAUGCUGCCCAAGACUUCCGCCUCCGUUUCCACCGAGCUGGCAGUGUCCGGGCAAUCUGCAGAGUACCUCGCCAGCGAGCACCGCUUGGUUUGGAACAUCAAGAAGUUCCAAGGUGGAACGGAGGCCGCCAUCAAGUGCCGUGUGACACUGUCAGCCCCAGUGUCCAACAUCGCCAACAUCAAAAAAGAGGUUGGUCCUGUGUCCCUGACCUAUGAGAUUCCAAUGUACAACGUCUCGAACCUGCAGGUGCGCUACUUGCGCAUUGCCGAGAGGCACAAGUCCUAUAACCCUUGCCGAUGGGUGAGGUAUGUGACUCAGUCCUCCUCGUACGUUUGUCGGUUCUGAGCGUUGCAGCUUCCCUUGGAUGUUUCUCGAUGCGCUCAGCGGGUUCGCUGGCCAAUUCUGGAA